Molecule: messenger RNA, 1975 nt
Organism: Vespula pensylvanica (western yellowjacket)
Lineage: Eukaryota; Metazoa; Arthropoda; Insecta; Hymenoptera; Vespidae
Exons: 4
Coding region: 26-1291 (421 amino acids)
Source: RefSeq, a predicted model, not a curated record
CGGAGAACUCAGAACGUUUUUAGACAUGGCUUCGUGCGUUAAGUGCCUAUUCCUUAUUUUUUCUUCUAUCUUCCUCGUGCUCGUGAGAGCAGACGAUCGCGUGCAUUUCAACGAUGAACAGGAGAAACGAUGGAACACACCACCGGAACUGACACCGGAGCAGGUUAGCAGGAAAAAGCCGGAGACGAUAAAUGGAAGAGCAGAGGCACGAUUUCUUCCAUUCAGUGCAAGCUUCAGCCUAAACGCUGGCCAGGACAAUAGCAAGGCUUUGCAAUUGGGAGCAGGCCUCGGGGGUAUCAGUGUAUCUCAAAGUUCUAGUUUCUCUCAGGCUGAAGCCAAUUCCUUUGGGAAUACUGGAUCUUCGUUAUCCUCUAGUCAAUCCUCGUCUUUCGCUGCAGGAUUAACAGGAAUUUCUGCAUCGGAUGCUAAUUCAUUCAAUGUAAACCAUCCUGUUUUCGGUGGGCAGUCAAAUGCCAAUAGCAAUUCAUUCAGUGUUGGUCAAGCGAGUGCUUCCUCGCAAGCAAAUGCACAGAACGGUCAGGCAAGUUCUGGUUCACAGGCAUCGAUCGGUUCCGUGCAUUCUUCAGCAUCAUCCAGUAGCAACGUGCAGGCUCUCUCUGAUGGUCUGAUAAUAGGACAACCACAGGGACCAAGAAAACCGGUCUGGACCAACAUCGGACCUAAUCAUGAUUUCCCUGGUCAUCCUAUUUCUAAUAGACCUACAUUAACCAUACAAGAAGCACCAAUUACCACUCAACAAAAACGACCGAUAACGUUGACAUUAGGUGGUUAUAAUCCACGCUGGCAACAAGGUAGGCCACAACUUCAAGUGAACGAGUGGCAUCCUAACGGAGAAGUCAACUUUCAAGGACAUCAGUGGAGGCCACAUUCGAAGCACGAGUACGCUCAAGGAUAUCCGUCAAUUCCUAACUCGUGGAUGCAGGGUCAAGGACAGUCAAAUGGAGGUUUGCACAUCACCGUAGCUUCAGCUGAUUCCAGCGCCUCAUCGAACUCCGGUGUUUAUACUCAAGGACAAGCUACUUCGGUCCAUCGGAAUCCCUAUGGACGAACCGAAAGGAACUUUGCUAAUGUCAAUUCCAUGAGAGAAAACGGUCCAUCUGUGGACUUUGUCAAAUUUCCAGGACAAACUAAUGUUCAAAGUAUACCACGGGAAUUUGUCAGGAGCAAACAAAUGUUCGACGGCAAACAUCGAAGAGAAGAAAAGGAUUUCGUUGAAAGUAUCGUAUCGGACAUCACGGAUACAGUAUCGGAUUUAUUAGAUAUUUCGUAAUUUCACUCCUUUUGAUCUAUUGACUAUGUUUUAAUUAUAGCUCAUCCAUUUGACUCCUGAUCGUAGGCGUUCGAUCGAUGAUUUACGAUCCGCCGAUUACUUCCUUCUCAACGUUAUCCUUACUCCAGGAAUCAUUCCAAGAAAUUGAUCCACGUUGAGAGAUAUAGAAAAUCAAUAAUUGAUUUUCUCAUAAAUCUCUUUACUAGGGAUUAUUUAUCGUGACAUCGCGUUCCAUCGUAUGAAAUGCUCUUUAAUUAAAAAUAUGACGAUAUCUGUCGAAAAUCAUUGAAUUCUGCGAAUCAAAGAACGUAUUUCUACGGACAAAAAAAGCCAAGAAUUUUCAUAAAUCGACGAUGAAUAAUGCGCCGACUAUCGAGAACUUCUAUUUAUUUUCCCAUUCACAUCACUGCCAGAUGCGUCAGUUCCGGCGUUUAAAUGGGUGAAGGUCAAAGUGCACGUUCAAUAAAAUUCAUAUAACAUGAAUUUCUAGCUCCAUCUUUUAAAAAUGAUCUGUCGGUAAUUGAAGAUUAUCUACGAAAGAAAAUAUCGCUUACAUUGCUAUGAACUAACGGUAAAAACGAUUUCUUCUGUAACAUCUGUAGGUAUACUUACCGUAAUAAGAUAAAACGGAAAAGAAAUUAUAUUGCAUGAAAAAAGUAAAUAAAAUAUUAUAUACCAUAAAAA